Molecule: messenger RNA, 285 nt
Organism: Protopolystoma xenopodis
Lineage: Eukaryota; Metazoa; Platyhelminthes; Monogenea; Polystomatidea; Polystomatidae
Source: the annotation of a GenBank genome assembly
AUGGAUGAAUUGGUGAUGGGGACUUUGAUGGUCGGCGUUGGUCGGCAGGUAGACUCGAAAUCUGGGGUCCGUUCUGUAGGAAAGAGGAUAAAAUCUAGACUGAAAGUGGUAAAAAAACUCGUGCCCUACCCACAUCUGCUGUUGAUGUCUGGCGGUGAAAGGUCGGCAUCACUUCUCCUGAGGCCAAUUGAGGUGAAGAGCUUGGGCGAAAAGGUAAUUGUAGACUUUGAAAAGUCAUCUGCUGGAAAGGGAAAAAGUCGGUUCAACGAGCAGAAAGCCAUACCA